UUUGUGUAAUCGUUUCAAAGACUUAUCGAUUGAAAACAAAGAUAUAGAUCGAGAACGCAAUUGAAAGUGACUGAGGAAUUUUUAUUCGAAUCUAGGAUUUUUGAUGCAGUGUUUAGACGUCUACAUUGGCUCAGUAAAUUGACGCGCACGUUCUACUGAGGUUCAUACGCGAAGGGUGGGUCUGAGGUCUGCGUGCGCGCAGGCUUGCAGUUUGGCGGGAACUACGGACGGGAAAACUUGCCUGCCAGUUUUAAAUUACUGGCACAUAAUAAUUAAUUUCAUUAAUCUAAUUUCGAAGAAUUUUUUUAAAGAAUAUUCAGAAUAUUUGAAAAUGACUACGCUGCUGAGGAAGAUGUGGAGGACCCAUUCCAAGCAUAAAAAACUCUGCGAGGAAUGGGCUCUUGCUGAAUGUGAAGGAGAAGGUUGGUGGCGAGAGGCCCGCGACUUAGGCCGCGGUCAGAGUGACGUGAGGUACGCGGGAGUGGCGCCUGUGGAACGAGCCGCGUCCGCGCCCGCUACCGCUUUAGCUGUGCGGUCUGCCUUACAUACAGCUAAAACAAUGAACAAGAAGCUGCAAAGGGUGAACUUGGACAUCAGCCCUAAAGGCAUCAUAGUGACGGACGCGGAAUCUCAAGAAAAUGUAAUCAGUCUUUCAAUAUACAGGAUCUCAUACUGCUCAGCGGACGCUGCGAACGCCCGUGUGUUUGCCGUGGUGGAAGGCAGAGGCGGCAGCGGGGCGGGCGAGACGCACGUCGCGCACGUGUUCGUGUGCGCGCGGCGGAAACAGGCGCGGGCGCUUGCGCUGUCAUUGGCGCACGCGUUCAAUGACGCCUAUCAGGAAUGGCAAGCGAAUCAAGGCAGUUCGUUACAUAACCCCAGUGGAAACAGAGUGAACCCAUGGGUACAAUUUGCGGAGGAGUCUGAUGAAGAAUUGGACGGUGAUGGCGAGCAAUGGGAUUCUCCGGCGCCACUCGUUACUUUCGCAUGAGCUUUAUCACUUUUUGUUAAGCUGAUUUAAAAAUUAGGUUACUUGUGAGCGUUUUUGAAGUAUGUGAAUUUAUUUAAAGUGUUAUAUGACUGUAUUAAUUAAGAUAUUACAUAAAAAAUGGUUUUAGGAUAAUUAUAAUGGUCGUAGAUUUUCUUUGCUAAUAAGGAAAAUAUAAUGGAAUAAGACACAAAACAAAAUAUUCCUUUACGUUUAAGUA
Amyelois transitella is the source of this 1205-nucleotide messenger RNA. Its product is annotated as low density lipoprotein receptor adapter protein 1. The coding region runs from base 332 to 988 and encodes 218 amino acids. The record is from RefSeq and is a predicted model, not a curated record. The transcript has 7 exons. NCBI's taxonomy places the organism in Eukaryota, Metazoa, Arthropoda, Insecta, Lepidoptera, Pyralidae.